CGCUCUGUCUUUAUUGUUGGGGCUGUUACUCAGAUAAAUCAUGGGCUGAUUGCGAAAGUAAGCUACAGUCGUAGCUGUGCCAAGUUGGUGAAAAAGGCUCUGCCUGCCAGAUAAAAGUGCUUACCGAGACAAAACCUGGAGGAGUAACUAAAACUCACUUCUCUAAAACGUGUGGAUUGCACAUCCACUGUGAUGGGUCAGAAUGCAACACUCAGGAUGGAAAUGUAACCCACAUGCGUGUAUUCCAUUGCAGCUGCUAUGACAAUUGUAAUAUCGGCAUUCUGUGA
Messenger RNA from Pocillopora meandrina, 287 nucleotides. NCBI's taxonomy places the organism in Eukaryota, Metazoa, Cnidaria, Anthozoa, Scleractinia, Pocilloporidae. The record is from the annotation of a GenBank genome assembly.